This is a messenger RNA of Brassica oleracea var. oleracea, 875 nucleotides long. RefSeq lists its product as uncharacterized. The record is from RefSeq and is a predicted model, not a curated record. The transcript has a single exon. Lineage: Eukaryota; Viridiplantae; Streptophyta; Magnoliopsida; Brassicales; Brassicaceae. Bases 162 to 689 code for a protein of 175 amino acids.
AUUUAUUAUUCCCAUCCCUCUCGCCUUAAGAAAAGGACUCGUAAAGACAUAACUUGCAAGAGGGGGGAACAUUAGGGUUAGGGUAGCAGAGAACACAGAGGAAGGAAAGAUUCAAAGAAUCGAAUCCAAACUCUGUUAUUCCUCUCUUCCUCUCCCAACCAAUGGGGCUUCAAUCUUUUCCCAUCUCUGAAAUGGACACAACCGACGAUAUGCACGAGGCAAUGUUCGCGAAGCGAGGCUGCUGUUUAUUCCUCCCGUGUCUCGGAUCAUCUCAGCCGUCUAGUCACGGAGGAUCCGUAUGGUGGCAACGAAUCAGAACCGUGGAUAAACUCGAGCCUGACGAGCGUUGGUGGAUGUCCGGGUGGAGCAAGAUGAGGGAGUGGUCCGAGAUCUUGGCUGGUCCCAAGUGGAAAACGUUCAUCCGCCGCGUCGGCCGGAGUCACUGCUGCGGCGGGGUCGGAGACGGCGGUGGUGGUGGUAAUAGGACGGAUCAGGUUGAUUUCCGGUACGAUUCUUGGAGUUACUCGUUGAAUUUUGAUGAUGGUAAACAGACGGGUCAUUUCGAGGACGAGUUUCCUUACCGUGAUUACUCGAUGAGGUUCACCUCGCCGUCUCUGCCGGUCUCCACCAAAUGCUCUGUUGAUUUUGACAAUGAUAACUACGCGCCACCACCGCCGCUGGUUAAGUGAAAGGCACGCGCUUGUCUGUUUUUUCUUUUGUUUCCGUGGUAUGGGGAUUCUAACGUGCGAUGCACCGAUGAAAGACGUGACAUUUUUUAGAUGAAAGAUUCGAAGAAGAAUUAUUAAUUUUUUACACAUUUUCAUUUUUUGUUUGUUUGUAAUAUUCUUUUCACUUCAAAUUGAAAAUUUUCUUUU